This is a messenger RNA of Theobroma umbraticum, 829 nucleotides long. RefSeq names its product Mal d 1-associated protein. Lineage: Eukaryota; Viridiplantae; Streptophyta; Magnoliopsida; Malvales; Malvaceae. The record is from RefSeq and is a predicted model, not a curated record.
ACAAGUCACAAUCGCACAAGGCUAGAACCCCAAGGAAGAAGAAUGGGUUGGGUGUGGAAAGACGAACCGAGCGACGCCUUGGAAUCAACAGCUCGCGACGGCGAUCGGUGCUCCACCAGGAAGGUGGUGCGGUCGCAGUGCAAGACGGAAGAAGUCGAGCCCGGAAAAUUCGUCCGAAAGUGCGAGAAAACCGAAGAAGUUCUCAAAGAAUGCGUCGGAAGGCCUGUUGAGGUGCUGCAAUCCAACAAAGAGUACACUGAGGAUGAUGUCACAGAGCAAGUGCUAAGAGGGAAUUUCCUGUCGGGAUCACAACAUGUGGAAGGUUCAUUUGAUUUUCCUGGUCUACGUAGUGACAUGGAGGAAAUUGAACGUCGCUUUUUUGGUGGGUUUAACCGUUUCUUUGAUGCUGCUGAGGAGGUGAAAAAUAGUUUCCUCGAUGCCUUUGGAGAUUUUUAUGGCAGGGGAUCUUCAGGGCCACCAUCUAUAAGGAGAGGAAUACCCAUUGAAAGCCAUCCUCAGAAGGAAGCCUCUUCUAAACCUGCUGAUUCUGGGCAUCUUGAUUUGUCUGGUUUAGCCAAAGAUGUUUGAAGUUUGUCAAGGAGCCAGCCUCCGUUUUUUAUAUUUUAGAAUGUAAUGUAGAGAAUCUUAUACCUAUCAGAAUGGAAUGUUAGCUUUUUAGUACCUGGUGACAAGUAUUUCUGUUCCUGGGACUUACUGCCCAUUUCUUACUUGGUGCAUUUUAGAUUAAUGGUAAGUUUUUUUGGUGUUAAACAACAAUGGAUUCAUCUCCAGGCUCUGAAAUCAGAAGAUUUUAUUAUGUUUUUGUUUA